UACACCGCACAUUAAAACCCUUUUGUUCGAAUAAUGUUUUUCUCGCGAUUAAAUUAGUUCGUUCUAUGGCUUCAUUGACUAAUAAUAUUAAAAAAAUACUUCAGUUAAAGGCUAAAAGUUUGUUACUCAAACACUCUUUAAUUGUUUAGCCCAUAUUAUUUACCGGGUUUAACAUAACCUCAAACAUUGCAUUUAUAUCCACGAUUACGCCUAAACAAUACAAAAAUGAUAGGACAAGUAUUAGUUACGUUUCAAAAGUUAUUGGAGAUGCUGCCUGGGAAAAACGUUUCCCUAGGAAGAUCCCAUAAGAUAGUUAUUAUCUCUCUCAGCAGCAUUGCAGCACUGGGCCUACUGGCAAAAUACCUUCGCAGGAGACGUUACAUUUUCAAGAAAGCCCCAUUGAAGAGUGCCACUAAACCUAGAAUGAAUGUUAAUGAAGAUGGGACUAGCCAGGCCAGUACUAGGCGCAGUGGCAGCCCCAGUGUCCGCAGUCUACAUCGUCAAGGUUCGCUGUUGUCUGGUGCGUCUGACAGAAUGUCCGCUGCGUCAGGUUCACUCCCGGGUGUCGCUCCUGGGGAUACUACACUCUUGUCACCACAGCAGCUCGGCGUUAUGGGCAUGGAGGCUCUAGAGACCAGUAUAAACUACUGGGAGGACGCUCUGGCCUUAUACACCACCAAGGGCCCCACCCUAGCUCUGACCAGCGAGGAAGAAGCAGAGUUCUCCAGCGAGCUGCAGAAGUUGGUUGAAGCUGCCUACAGCUUACAGGAACAGUGUGAACUGCUCUUCCUCGACCAGCGCUCUGUGCUGUUCCGUGCCGACAGUUCUGUCAGAGAUGGUCUCUCCGAGCACAGGUCCGGGGACUAUUCCUCUCCAGAGUCGUUUGUGUCAGCGCAGGACCAGGUGGCAGACCUGAGAGAGUUUGAAGAGUUUGUGGACUUGUGUACGGACACAGACCAAUUGCCACUCUACCAGUCUGCGUUGAGACAGUUCGAAGAUGUCGGCAUUCCCUACAGAACUCUAAGGACAGAGAUGGUUCACUGUAGUUCUGACGUGGAAUACCUUUGCAAGCUGCAUUGUAUACGACUUGCAUUCCAAUACCUGUUUAAGGACACCAACAAUUGGACUUGGUUUGCCAACAAUGGUAGACAAGUUCUAUACGACCUACUUCUCUAUGCCGAUAAGGACACAAAGGAUUUCAUGGUGGCGUAUGAAGAGAUGCUGUUGUUCCUACAAGAGAAGGAUUGCUGGGAGGAUGUUGAGAAGGAGUUGAGUGUGAAGGGUGUGAAGGCGAUGACGUUCUAUGACGUUGUCAUGGACUAUAUCCUCAUGGAUGCCUUCGAAGACCUGGACACUCCUCCGGCUUCCGUCACCGCAGUUGUUCAAAACAGAUGGUUGUCCAAUGGAUUUAAAGAGUCUGCGUUGACAACAGCAGUGUGGUCAGUUCUAAAGGCUAAAAGAAGAAUGUUAAAGUACCCAAAUGGAUUUAUGGCUCAUUUCUACGCCAUUUCAGAACAAAUGUCCCCCUUGAUGGCUUGGGGAUUUUUAGGGCCUGAUGAGGGCCUAAAAUCCAUCUGCCUUUAUUUUAGGGAACAGGUAAUGGGAUUCCUAACAGAUGCCUUCAGUUUCCAAAAAACGAGGUACACGACAGUGGAGGAAUUAGCAGACGACGUUUUCAAAUUCAUCAAAGUCAGAGUAGAAAAUCUCAGUCGAAGAUUAAACUCCAGGGAAAUCCAAGCCAGUGUUUAAGAUGUAACAAGCUCGCCUUCAGAUGCUACACGACUGCUCUGAAGUAGUAGGAACUAAAUAACAGUCAGUCUGUUGGUAUUGACGAUGACUGAAAACUGUAAAUGAUAAGUUGUUAGUUUGUUUAUUUAUAAGCGAGGUAGUUUGGCUAUGAAUCUUUGAGAUUUAUUAAAUCAUUUCUGUCAGGGCUAUAUAUGAGAGGGAUACAGUGGAUUGACAAUUCCAGGAUCUCUCUCACUUUCUCUCUCUCUCUCUGUCUUUAGACAACAAGUUUCAACUAUUUACAACAGAAUAGUGUAAAGUAAUCCUAGUUCUGCACAGUUUUUCAUUGUUUUGGUUGUAUUUUGCUAUUGUCUAUGAAGUGGAGAGGGUUAGCUCUUUGAGUGCCAACGUCCGGGGAACCAGACGUUUUUAAAACGAGCCAAAAGUGCCAACGUCCGGGGAACCGGACGUUUUUAGAACGAGCCAAAAGUGCCAACGUCCGGCUGACCGGACGUUUCGUAAUGAUCGAACAGUUGUCAUAACAACCGAAUGGAUACUCAGA
Macrosteles quadrilineatus (aster leafhopper) is the source of this 2290-nucleotide messenger RNA. Its product is annotated as mitoguardin-like. Bases 226 to 1749 code for a protein of 507 amino acids. The record is from RefSeq and is a predicted model, not a curated record. NCBI's taxonomy places the organism in Eukaryota, Metazoa, Arthropoda, Insecta, Hemiptera, Cicadellidae. Gene Ontology annotation, biological process: mitochondrial fusion. The transcript is spliced from 10 exons.